Molecule: messenger RNA, 1028 nt
Organism: Acanthoscelides obtectus
Lineage: Eukaryota; Metazoa; Arthropoda; Insecta; Coleoptera; Chrysomelidae
Source: the annotation of a GenBank genome assembly
CUUCGGAGGUAAUUUUGUAUCGGCAACAUCGCAAGGUCAACCAUAUGAUACGUCACGUCACUUUGUGUCAUAUGACUGCUUGCAUACAGAUUUUGUAGGACGGGUGCUGUCUGGUCGAUACUUACUUGAUUUUUCCAUAAAAUAAGUGAAAAUGGCUAGCCAAUCGCAAGGUAUUCAACAAUUAUUAGCAGCAGAGAAACGUGCUGCAGAAAAAGUAGCAGAAGCACGAAAACGCAAAGCAAGAAGGCUAAAGCAGGCCAAAGAGGAAGCGCAGGAAGAAAUUGAGAAGUAUCGUAAAGAACGUGAGCGACAGUUUCGCGAAUUUGAGGCAAAACACAUGGGCUCUCGUGAGGAUGUAGCUGCAAAGAUUGAAGCUGACACCAAACGAAGAAUAGAGGAAAUGAACAAAGCAAUUCAGGCACAGAAAGAACCUGUUAUUCAAGAGAUACUUAACUUGGUGUACGACAUCAAGCCAGAAAUCCACAAAAAUUACCGCAUCUAAAGUACUUGGUGCUUUUUAUCAGUGUCAGUAUUGAUCCUUAAAAAGGAAGAUAAUACUUAUAUAGCAUGUCUAGCUGUUCAUUCCAUUCGCCUUUUUUAUAGGUGUAUUUUUUAGCACAUUUUUCGUUUGAAAUAUGAAUCUAUAACAAAAUAGUUGCAAUAUAUCUGUGUGUUUGUUGUAUAUUGUAAAUAAAACAUAUGAUUGUUCAUCAUUGGACUCAUUUUUUGAUGCUAUUUGUCAUUGAUUACUUUGGGUCGCUCAAUCUACUGGUUUAGGGGUAGUUUUUCAAGAACAACUUUAAAGUUAUGUGACUUGGAAGUCAACUUUAACUUGCCCGAAUAUUCGUUUUUCAAGUUUUGGUUAUCGAAUUUGUAAUCAGUAUCGCAAAAAUCACGAUUUUUUUUUUAAAAAUUAACCUGAUUUUUGGAGAUCGCGAUUUUUUUUAAAUAAUUCCAAGUUGUACUGAUUUUUACCUUAAAUAUGGCAACAAUGCACUUUCAAAUAGUUCAUUAUUUUUCCUAUUCGC